Molecule: messenger RNA, 4490 nt
Organism: Pimephales promelas (fathead minnow)
Lineage: Eukaryota; Metazoa; Chordata; Actinopteri; Cypriniformes; Leuciscidae
Gene: fstl5
Product: follistatin like 5
Biological process (GO): regulation of BMP signaling pathway; cell differentiation; multicellular organism development
Cellular component (GO): extracellular region
Molecular function (GO): protein binding; calcium ion binding
Source: RefSeq, a predicted model, not a curated record
UAAACGGAUGAGCUCAGACAAGCAGGCUGGCUGUUUCCACUCGUCGGUUUUUGCGGCUGAGCUUUUGAUUGGCUGAUUGUAUUAUUGUAUGCAAAUCUGGUCGGGGUUGCAGCCAGUAGGUGAAAGGCUCGCGCUGGUGUGGCUCUCGAGACCAGAAGCGCGAGGUGAAGCCGCUUUCUGUGGAGCUGUCCACUCCAGGAGGUGCUGAAACCAGGAUUUUCACGUCAACCGACAGUUGGAGGGAAUGCACUAACUCCGAGGACGCUUUACAGCAAAACCAAAACGGGAUUGGAUUUACUUCGCAGUCAACAUUAUUGCUCAAAACUCUAUCGGAAAUAUCUUUCUGGAUGACUUGUAGUUGGAUUCACAGGAGGGUAAUGAGAAGUUCCAAAACAUGGUGGCCAGCCGUCCUGCUCUGGGGAGCAGCGCUGAUCGCAGAGGCACGUCCAGGCAAAGAAGAAUUCAGCCCGCUGGCGUAUCGACCUCUCGUCAGAUUCCGUCACAAGGAUGGGAUCUCAGAGAGUUUACGGAUUAAAGGGUUUCCUGGUCAGAAUGGCUUUCCUGGGCCCUGUGAACAUAAGUACUGUGGUUUGGGGAAGCACUGUGUGGUUGAUCAUGAAACAGGUGAAGGAGAAUGUCAGUGUCUGGAUCGCUGCAAACCACAUUACAAACCUGUGUGUGGAUCUGACGGCAAACUCUACCAGAACCACUGUGAGCUUCACAAAGCUUCCUGUAUGGCCCAUCAGAGAAUAACCAUCAUGCACAGCGAGGAAUGCUUCUACAAAGAUGAUAACUGUCGUCUGGGAGAUUAUAAAAAAUUGAAGACCAAGAUGUUGGACUUACACGCUCAGAGGUACUUGACCUCUGGUAACCAUGGCAGCCACGAGAAGGAUAUGGCAAGUAGGAAGCAUCUGGUGGACAUGAUGUUCAAGCGCUUCGACGCAGAUGGGAGCGGAAGAGUUGACAGCAGUGAGCUCUCACAGGUCAUCAAGCAGGAAGGUCUGAGCAGGACGGUAUCAGAGUGCACCCUGUUCGACCUGUUCAAAUUUAACGACGUCACCGGUGACGAACACCUAACUAGAGAGGAGUUCUACGCAGCUUUUGAGGUCUAUCAGCUAAGCCUUCCCGAAGAUCAAAAGCUGAGCGUCACCACGGUAACGGUGGGUCAGAGCGCUGUUCUCACGUGUGCCAUCACUGGAGACCAGCUGCCGCCAAUCAUCUGGAGACGCAACAACCAUGCCCUCAACAUGCUAGAGCUGAAGGACAUUAACGAUUUCGGCGAUGAUGGAUCAUUGUACAUUACCAAAGUGACCACUACACAUAUGGGCAACUACACCUGCAAUGCAGACGGCUACGAACAGCUAUUCCAAACACACAUCCUGCAGGUUAAUGUGCCCCCUGUUAUCCGGGUGUAUCCAGAGAGCCAGGCGCGUGAGCCGGGGGUCACGGCCAGUCUGCGGUGCUACGCUGAAGGCAUUCCCAACCCACAACUCUCAUGGCUGAAGAACGGCAUGGACAUAACCACAAAACUCUCCAAACAACUCACACUUCAGGCUAACGGGAGCGAGGUGCACAUCAGUAAUGUUCACUUUGAGGACACCGGCGCCUAUACCUGCAUUGCGCGUAACGAGGCGGGUGUGGACGAGGACAUCUCCUCUCUGUUCGUGGAGGACUCCGCAAGGAAAACGUUAGCAAACAUCCUGUGGAGAGAGGAAGGAUUGGGGAUUGGAAACAUGUUCUAUGUGUUUUAUGAGGACGGUAUUAAAGUCAUCCAGCCAGUGGCCUGUGAGAUUCAGAGACACAUCAAACCCAGCGAGAAGCUUCUUGGCCUACAGGAGGAGGUUUGUCCACAAGUGGAGGGAGAGAAGGAUCAGAAAUGUAUGUGGACAUCAGCUGUCAAUGUGAAGGACAAGUUCAUUUACGCCACACAGCCGUUGUUGAAUAGGCUGCUCAUUGUCGACAUCCAAUCCCAGAAGGCCGUUCAGACUGUAAGCACAGACCGGGUUCCAGUGAAGCUCCACUAUGACAAGUCUCAUGACCAGGUGUGGAUCUUGAGCUGGGGAGAUCUGGAGAAAAACUUCCCCACCCUCCAGGUGAUCAGCCAGGCCAGCGAGAGUGUGUCCCAUCACACCAUUCACACCAAACCAGUUGGCCACCGCUUCGACCGGGUGGAGGAUUUCUUCAUUCCUCCCAUCAGCCUCACCAUCAAUCACAUCAGGUUUGGUGUCAUCCUCCACAAGAAUGAACCAUCUCUUCAUAAGAUCGACUUGGAAACCACCUCCUCUGUGAAAAACAUUAGUCUGCAGCAGUACGAUUGCAUCCCACAAUCCCUCGCCUACACACACCUGGGUGGAUACUACUUCGUCAACUGUUGGCCGGACUCAACGGGUGCGGUACGGCCACAAUUAAUCAUCGAUAGCGUAACAGACGAAGUCAUCGGUCCUAAUGGGGACGUGAGCGGCACGCCUUAUGUCUCUCCUGAUGGCCACUAUUUAGUGAGUGUAGAUGACCGUGACGGGCUAAUGCGCUUGCAGCCCGUGUCCGUGCGGGGCGAGAUCGGCCAACCCUUUGACAUUCACACCAACCUGCACCUGUCCGAUCUGGCCUUCAUGCCCUCGUUCACCGAGGAUAACCAGUAUAACGUGUUCGGCAGCUCGGGCCGGCAGACAGAUGCUCUUUUUGUGGAGCUCAGCACCGGUAACGUCAAAAUGAUCAAGAGCCUAAAGCUGCCCACGGCAUCGGCGCAGUGGCCUUGGAACCGCCAGAACAGGGUCAUGACUGGCAGCGGGCUAUUCGGACAGUAUCUCAUGACCCCGUCUCAAAGCUCCCUGUUUAUACUGGAUGGGCGGCUGGAUAAACUCAACUGUGAGAUCACUGAUGUUCCACUGGGAAAUACUGUGGUGUGGGUGGGAGAGGCGUAGGCCGUCUUAAAGGGGCUUGAGAGGGAAACAAACAAACAGGUCUGAAUUCGGUCUCUGUUUAAUUCUCAAAGUUUGGAACAAAAAUAAAUAAAUUGACUGUUCGAACCCCUGCAUUGUAAAAGAGAACUUGGGAAAUGCUUGUUUUCGAUAAGUUAGCCAGGUUUUCGAGUCAAAUAGCUAAUAAGUAGUUUCUCCAAAAAUAUUAGGUGGUGUCUAACUAGCAUUGGUAUCACUUCGUUUGAAGGUGAGAAUAGUUCAACUGAUCAAAUGGAUCAGCUCAGCUGAUGCGGACCCAUCUUUUAAGAAUAAUACUUCCUCAUUUUCCCGCUAUCACUUAAUACAUACACAAAGCCCACUCGGCCCAUUUUUUCCAGUGCCUUGAGGGAACUCUCACUAAAAAAGAAAGCAAACAUAAUAAUUCCCCCCCGAGCCUGUGGAUUAAAUCAUCCUUGGCUUUCUCACACAGAGAGUGAAAACGAAUUCUACACUUAAAUUUCACCUGUUUAUAACUCCCACAGACCCCGAGGCAUAUCUGGCUUAUUAAAACAGCAUCGUGCUGAGAAACUGUCACCCACUGUGGAUAUUGAGAUAUCGGUAAUGAUGUGUUUGACAACUGUAAAUCUUCAUGAAAAGUUGGGGCGUUAGAAUGAAGACAGAGAAUUGUGUGAAGUCUUUGUGUUGAAGCCCCAAUUAAAACCUACAUGGAAACCAACACUGGUUAGAUCAGUGAACAAAUGAGAAUGAGUCUGUUAUACAAUAGAAACCAUAAAAUACAUAGGAACGGGUUUGAUCCUGUAUAAUCUUAGUAAGAGAUGAUGUAGAGUUUCAAGGGCACAUAAAGAAUCAAGUUUUAGUUGACUCAGCAGUCACAGCCACUGCCAUAGAGUCUGCUUUCAGUAACUGGUGCAUUGUUUGGUGUGAUGUUAGACAUAAUUUAUGCAUUGCAAGGGUUAUAUAGCUGGGAAACAUUUAUUUAAGAGUUUGAGUCACAAUGCUACAAGAGCACCAACAAAGGAAUCUUUUAGUGUCAUUAGGAAGCACAAGUGUGUGCUCACGACGUUGAAUCGUUUCCUCAAUGGACAGUCUAUGCAUUUUCAUUGACACGCCAGCCAAUGGGCUGCAUGAAUUGAGCUUUCCCCCCCCCCCCCCCAAAUUAGUAACAUUUGUUUUCAUGUUUUAGUUUAGAUUUUGUAUAUUUUGUUAAAAUGUAUAUGAAAUGGCUUUUUAUCGACUGUAUUUUCCUUAUCCCCGGAGUAACCAUGACUGUUUUGUUUUUCAGUGACUUUUACUUGUGUUCUGUAAAUAGCAGGUUGGUCUACACUCACAUGCAAAACUAUAGCUAGUCGAAAUCAUCCUCAAACGGUUCAGGUUGAUUUGUUUCCCCUCGCUUAUUUUUAAGACAAAAGAAAUGCACUGUCUUUGUUCCACAAAUGACCAAUUACAUUGUGAUGUCACAUCCAGAGAUUGCAUAAGCUCCAUGUAGCCAUGUACGUUGAUUCUUGUGGUUGUUAUUUAUGUAGAAACAUGCUUGACAUUUUGGCAGUUAAAUAAAGCCUAUAACUUUGAAAA